UUCAUAAAUCUCGACUCCUAUCUCUCUUUUAUUUCGGUGCCGUCGGAGUUGUCCCCAGCAACCAACAACAGUGGUUUCAAUCGAAGUUUUGAGGGAAUCGAUGGAGGAAGAACCUAAGAAUGGAAGCGCGAAAGAAUUAGCGGUGGUGGAGGAGGAAGAGCCGAUGGUGGGGCCAGGACCUGCUCCACGCGUCAAGCGCAAGCGUCCGCUUCAGUUCGAACAAGCGUAUCUCGAUUCGCUUCCUUGUGCUAAUAUGUAUGAGAAAAGUUACAUGCAUAGGGAUGUAGUUACACAUGUUGCUGUCUCCGCUGCUGAUUUCUUUAUUACUGGAAGCAUCGAUGGCCACUUGAAGUUUUGGAAGAAAAAGGGUGUUGGCAUCGAGUUCGCUAAGCAUUUCCGCUCCCAUCUAGGUCCUAUUGAAGGUCUAGCGGUUAGCGUUGAUGGUUUGCUUUGCUGUACCAUCUCAAAUGACGAUCAUGCUGUUAAGAUUUAUGAUGUUGUCAACUACGACAUGAUGGCCAUGAUCCGCUUGCCCUAUAUCCCCGGUGCUGUUGAGUGGGUCUACACACAUGCGGAUGUCAAAGCCAAACUUGCUGUUAGUGACCGAAACUCUUCCUUUGUGCACAUUUAUGAUCCCCGCUCUGGUUCCAAUGAACCCAUUGCUUCUAAACAGAUACAUUCGUAUCCUAUUAAGGUCAUGAAGUACAAUCCUGUUUCUGACACAGUGAUAUCUGGUGACACAAAAGGAAUCAUUGAGUACUGGAGUCCAGCUACGCUACAGUUUCCUGAGGAUGAGGUAGACUUCAAACUAAAGAGUGACACAAAUCUAUUUGAGAUUAUAAAGUGUAAAACUACAAUCUCUGCCAUUGAGGUGAGUCCGGACGGUAGACAGUUUUCCGUUACAUCUCCUGAUCGUAGGAUUCGCGUAUUUUGGUUUAAAACUGGUAAACUAAGGCGGGUAUAUGACGAGUCUCUUGAGGUGGCCCAAGAUCUACAGAGGAGCGAUGCUCCAUUGUACAGGCUUGAAGCAAUUGACUUUGGUAGAAGAAUGGCUGUUGAGAAGGAACUUGAAAAAACCGAGAGCGCUCCUCAGCCCAAUGCAGUUUUCGAUGAAAGCUCCAAUUUCCUUAUAUUUGCCACUCUUCUUGGAAUCAAAAUAGUAAAUUUACAAACCAAUACAGUUGCAAGGAUCCUUGGAAAGGUGGAGAGCAAUGAAAGGUAUCUGAGAGUUGCACUAUAUCAAGGUGAUCAAGGCGGGAAGAAAGUUAGAAAGAUUCCAGCAGCCGCAGCAAAUGUAAAUGAAAGCAAGGAGCCUUUAACUGAUCCAACUAUCUUAUGUUGCGCCUUCAAGAAACACAGGAUUUAUAUGUUCAGUCGGAGAGAGCCAGAAGAACCUGAAGAUGCAAGCCAAGGAAGGGAUGUGUUCAACGAGAAGCCUUCUGCUGAUGAACUUAUGUCUGUCUCAGAUAUUGGAAACUCAUCCACAACGUCUCUCCCAGAGAACGUGAUCAUGCAUACUACUAUGGGGGAUAUGCACAUAAAGCUUUACCCAGAAGAAUGUCCCAAAACAGUGGAGAACUUCACAACACACUGUAGAAAUGGCUAUUACGACAACCACCUUUUCCACCGAGUUAUCAAAGGAUUCAUGGUACAAACUGGAGAUCCUCUUGGGGAUGGCACUGGAGGACAGUCAAUUUGGGGAAGAGAAUUUGAGGACGAGUUUCACAAAAGUCUUCGGCAUGACAGGCCGUUCACAGUGUCCAUGGCUAACGCUGGUCAAAACACAAACGGGUCGCAGUUCUUUAUUACAACAGUAGCUACACCGUGGCUAGACAAUAAGCAUACAGUUUUUGGCAGAGUUGUGAAGGGAAUGGAUGUCGUACAGGGUAUAGAGAAAGUGAAGACAGAUAAAAACGACAGGCCUUACCAAGAUGUUAAGAUACUUAAUGUCACUGUUCCUAAAUCUUAGCAUCUCCACUCUUUUCUCAAAGAUAAUCAAGAAACUCUAGGGUCUCGCUGUUGAAUCUGAACUUUGGUCGUUGAUUGUUCAAACUGUGGGAUGUGUGUUGUGGCCGAGCACGUGACUUGGUGGUACAAUCUUCUUGAUACUGUUUAACACCAUCUUUAAUUUUGUUAUGCAAGUACUUGGUGUUGGUGCUCGGUUUCAUUUUCUUGUAUUGUACUUCUACUUUAUCAAAGUUCUAUGAUUGGACCAGAUUUUCGGUA
Brassica napus (rape) is the source of this 2226-nucleotide messenger RNA. Its product is annotated as peptidyl-prolyl cis-trans isomerase CYP71. Gene Ontology annotation, molecular function: peptidyl-prolyl cis-trans isomerase activity; protein binding. The record is from RefSeq and is a predicted model, not a curated record. NCBI's taxonomy places the organism in Eukaryota, Viridiplantae, Streptophyta, Magnoliopsida, Brassicales, Brassicaceae. The coding region runs from base 101 to 1969 and encodes 622 amino acids. The transcript is spliced from 13 exons. Gene Ontology annotation, biological process: protein peptidyl-prolyl isomerization.